Molecule: messenger RNA, 1672 nt
Organism: Diospyros lotus (date-plum)
Lineage: Eukaryota; Viridiplantae; Streptophyta; Magnoliopsida; Ericales; Ebenaceae
Exons: 4
Coding region: 86-1324 (412 amino acids)
Molecular function (GO): RNA binding
Source: RefSeq, a predicted model, not a curated record
ACAGUUCAGUUCGGACCCAAAUGCCGAAUCAAACCCCAUCUCCUUCGAAGUCCCUGUUUCUUCUGCAACUCUUCUUUGCUCUUUCAUGGCGAACCCUCUGUUUCGCAGCCUUCGCAGAGCUUCCAUCUCUUCAAUCUCCAACCACUUUUCCCACAAACAUCUCACCUUCAGGACAAAUUUUCAUCCACCAAGACCUGAAACUCCGUUCCUCCCGUGGAAACCUUGGUGGGUUUUCAGAAACUUGAGCUACGGAUCAGUCAAUCUCGUGAUUUCCCAGGGGAAGCCGAAGUUCGAGACCCGUGAAAUCGAGCCUCCGAAGAAGGAUAAGUGGAAGACGAAGAAGAGGCUGAAACAGCAGAGGAAGAGAGAGAAGCAGAAGAGGAAAGCGGCGAACAAGCGUGAUCCGCGAUGGCUCGGCGUCAAAGGGAAGAAGAAGAAGCAGAAAUUCGCCAAUGCCGAGGAGCGAAUCAAAAACAAGCUUGAAAGGGCAAAGAUUAAGGAAUCAAUGCUGAUUGAAAGACUUAAACGAUACGAAGUUCCUAAAGUUCAGGGUCCUGUGGUUGAACCACAUAACUUGACUGGUGAGGAACGUUUCUAUUUGAAAAAAAUGGCCCAGAAAGGGUCUAACUAUGUACCAGUUGGAAGAAGAGGGAUAUUUGGAGGAGUUAUUCUUAAUAUGCACAUGCAUUGGAAGAAGCACGAAACGGUUAAGGUCUUCUGCAAGCCUUGUAAACCCGGGCAAGUACAGGAGUAUGCAAAUGAGAUUGCUAGGCUGAGUGGGGGAGUUCCAAUCCAGAUAAUUGGAGAUGAUACCAUAAUCUUUUACCGAGGAAAGGAUUAUGUGCAACCAGAAAUCAUGUCACCAAUUGAUACGUUAUCCAAGAAAAGGGCACUCGAAAAAUCAAAAUACAAGCAAUCACUCGAGUCAGUGAGGCGCUUCAUUGCGAUUGCUGAGAAGGAGCUAGAACUGUAUUGCAGACACGUUGCCCUUUAUGGUGACCCGAAUAAGCGGAGUCCCAACUCAAUCCUUGAUGGUCCAAACAGAGGCACAGGGGAGUGGAAAAGAAUUGUAUCUAAGGUAGAAAGGAAUCUGGAUUCAACUGUUGGUGGAUUUUCUUCAACUCUUUCAGUGGCAGGUAUUGAUUCCACAGAUCAGGAAUCAUCUGAAACUGAAGAUGAUUUUUCUGAUGAAAACCUAUCUGUGACUGAAACUGAUUCUGAUGACGACAACAUUUGUAGCAAAGAUUUUGAUUAUUGUUAUGAAGGAGAAGAGAACUCUUCCUGUAGUGAAGAGAGCUCAACCAAAAUGGAGGGAACAUUCUAAAGCAGGUGGGGUGCUGAUAAUCAAGAGCUUCCUCUGGAUCGACCCUUGUUAAACAGGGAGUCUUGUACACUUAGGACGCCCUUUCCCCCGGGCCUCAACCUUUAUUGUAGAUACUCUUUUUACCUAACAUUCAUAUUUAUGAACUGUACACAAUUUCACCUUGCAAAUGAAUCUGCAAAUAGAUAGAAAAGCUAAAACAAAAAGUUUUUACUAGAUGAGUUGAGUCUGUGCCUAUGUGAAUUAAGAAGAUAUAAUGCUACUUUCAAGCUGCAUGAAGUGAUUUGUUCUGUACCUUCCAGUCUUCUUAGAUGAACAACUGUGAGCUCUGGACAGAUAUUUGCUUCUCUC